Messenger RNA from Cornus florida, 716 nucleotides. RefSeq names its product LYR motif-containing protein At3g19508. The record is from RefSeq and is a predicted model, not a curated record. The coding region runs from base 220 to 483 and encodes 87 amino acids. The transcript is spliced from 2 exons. Lineage: Eukaryota; Viridiplantae; Streptophyta; Magnoliopsida; Cornales; Cornaceae.
ACCCUAAAAAACGGGCCAACUGCUAAGUCAUGUGGGCUACUGGACUCGGGAGGCCCAUUUUCAAAUCCACAUAUUGGUGAGCCGAACAUUUUACGUUCAUGCAACAAAAGCAAUUGAGAAGAAGAGAAGCCAUUGAAGAGCGACAGAGCUUGAUCGCAGCGGGUUUGGUUGGGUUCAAGUUGAAUCACUGUGUGAGUGUGUGUGUGUGUUUGAUCAUCGAUGCUUGGAGGAGAAAUGCGGAGAGCUUUAAGGGCCUACGGGGCAGUGCUGAGGCUAGUGAGGCGUCUGCCCAAGGACACAAGACCUUACUAUGCCAAAUACGCCAGAGAGAACUUCGUUAACUACAGAGACUUCGACGCCAACGACCCCAAUGCCCUCCAAGAACUCUUCCAGAGGACUUACACUCAUUCCCUCUGGGUCCUCAACAAGUAUUCGGUGGAUGAAGCAGCGGCAGAAAAGCUGAAGGAGAUAUGCUGCAGUUGAUGAUUGCGAGAGUGCCUACCAAACGUUUGCUGUUAUUCCCCAAAGAGGAUAGUCCUCUUACAGAGUUACAGUUCUCUGUUUCUUGUUUCAAUAACUGCGAGUUUCAGUGAAUUGGUCUAUAUAUGCUGUGAUUACUUCUUGCAUGGUGUUUGGUGAUUAUGUUUAAAUUAGCCAGAAAUGGUUGAGAAUUUAGUUAACAAAGUUGGUGAUUUUUAUUGACGAAAUUGCAAUUC